Molecule: messenger RNA, 7425 nt
Organism: Leptosia nina
Lineage: Eukaryota; Metazoa; Arthropoda; Insecta; Lepidoptera; Pieridae
Source: the annotation of a GenBank genome assembly
AUGCCUGAUGAUCUUACAAAUGCUCUUGACAAGAUAGAAUCAAGCACUAAAAAUACUGAGCUGGUAAAAGCGUGUCGACAAAUAAGGGCUUCCCUAAAAAAAGAUCCAGACUGUACAAACCAGGUGAUCUUUUUAUUGUCGGAACAUAUUUUAAACUUUGAUGAUGCAGUAUUAUUUGGUAAACAUUUGUCAAACCUGUCUUUGGCUCUGGUAUCCACAAAAAUUCCACUUACACCAGUGUUUCAAAGCAGUAGUCAUGACCUAGCCACGGAUAGUGAGAAAACUAAACAUUUGGAGUAUUCAAUAGUUCUAGCACUCUUAAGCAAUCACCCGGAUAUUUUGCAAUAUGCCCAGAAAUACUUUCAAAUUAAUUCCAUACCUCCAUAUGAAAUUUUCAUACACCAUGAGGACUCAUACAAUGUGGCACCAAAGAAACGACGACUACAGGAUUGUAGACAGAAGAUUACUGAGUAUAAUAUAGUUUCGUGCUGCUAUAACCUCCUAAGUAAAUUACCUAAUGAGUUGUCAUCUAAGUGGGACUGGACAAAAUUUAUAGUCAAUUUCAGUCAUCAUAAGGAUGAAGAAAUAAGAUGGAUGGUUAAAGAAUGUAUGGUUAUAUUAACAAAUAUGACAGAGACCCAAUCCAACAUUCUCAGUACAAACUUAAACAUUUCCAAAGAGUUUGAUCUGAACAGUCAAAUGUUAAAACAAAGUCAAAAAUGUGUUGGUAAAGGUAUAGAUAACGUAACUCUAACGACUGAAGCAACAGUGAAUAUAGACGGCAUAGUAUUGGCAAUUUAUGACAAGGACAAUGUUAAGGCCGGGAGUUUAGUUCCUGUUAAGUCAACUGUAAAUAACUUAAGGAGUUUAGCUCUUGCAGUAGCUUCAGGAAAAGCAUUAUCACUCAUGGGACCAGUGGGCUCUGGCAAAACUUCUUUAGUAGAGCAUUUAGCAGCUAUAACAGGUCGAAAGGGCAAAGCCUUCAAGAAAGUCCAACUUGGAGAUCAGACUGACUCCAGAAUGUUAUUAGGUAGCCAUCAGUGUACAGAUGUGCCGGGGGAAUUCAUUUGGGCACCUGGUGUACUGACUGAGGCUGUGCUUAACGGCCACUGGCUAUUGCUUGAAGACAUUGAUUGCGCGGCUUUGGAUGUAGCAUCGACUCUUAGUUCAUUACUAGAAAGAAACACUUUGUGUGUACCUGGCUUUAGAGAUGCAUUGCCUGUAACACCUGGCUUUCAGCUAUUUGUCACACAAAGAACCAUUAUAACAAACUAUGGUUUCCAAAAGAAGAUGUCAAGCUCAAGUACGUUACUGCAAAAACAUUUAACGGUCAUUAAUGUGGAACCACUCUCGACGUCAGAAUUGAGCGAAGUUAUACAGUCACUCUAUCCUACACUGACGACGAUAAUUCCAAGAAUGAUAGAAGUAUUCAUGAUGUUUUCCGUUGGAUGCCAUGACACCUCCUUACAAACCACAGAAAAGACAGAGAAAGAUAAUAAUCUCGUUCUCAUACGGGGCUCUAGACUUAUUUCUACGCGAGAUUUGAUGAAGUGGUGCGCCCGCGCUGUUGUAGGUUACAACGUUUCUAGCCCCGACUCAGCAUUAAAGGUUUUGCAAGAUGCAUUCGACAUAUUCACAUGUUCGGUGUCAUUGCCAGAACACCGCUUGGAGGUGUCCAAAAAGGUUGGAACUUGCCUCGGAGUUGUGGAGACAAAGUCGGAAUUCUACUGUAAGCAUUAUAAACCGAAUGUUUCAUUACAACCAGGAGCGUUCGCGGUGGGCCGUGUUAAAAUAAACAGAGUCGAAAAAUCCUUGUCAUCGAUAGAUUUCGACAAUAAGCAGACUGUGUUUUCUUUCACGCGACAAACCGCUUGUCUUUUAGAGAGAAUCGCUUGUUGUGUCCAAUCUAACGAACCGGUAUUGCUAGUCGGUGAAACGGGAACGGGUAAGACAUCAUCCGUACAAUAUUUAGCGAGACAGACGGGACACAAACUCGUUGUUAUAAAUAUGAAUCAACAGUCCGAUUCCGCUGAUCUUCUCGGUGGAUACAAACCGGUAGACCUGAAAUACGUGAUUCGACCGAUAAAACUAGAGUUCCUGGAUCUCUUCACCAGUUUUUACAAUGCUGAGAAGAAUCAAAAGUUUCUCGGGCACAUCGAAGCGUGUUAUGAGGCAGAAAAUUGGUCGCCAUUGGUGGCUCUAAUGAAACAAAGCCAUAAGGCGGCUGUGAAAAGACUUGCCAAUGAGAAUAAAGUUGAUAAACUCAAAAGCUGGAUUAGCUUCGGGUAUAAAUUGGCUAAACUAGAACAACAGGUAAAAGCUGAAUCGAGACUAACAUUCGCGUUCAUAGAAGGUUCUCUAGUGAAAGCGAUGCAGGAAGGCCACUGGGUCUUACUAGAUGAAAUCAAUUUAGCCUCGGCUGAGAUUUUGGAGUGUCUGGCUGGACUACUGGAAGACAAAGACGAAACCAUAGACCUACUGGAAAAAGGCGACAAAGUUCCAAUAAAAAGACAUCCAAAUUUCACACUCUUUGCUUGUAUGAACCCAGCCACUGAUGUCGGAAAGAAGGAUCUACCCGUCGGUCUCAGGAAUAGAUUCACAGAGUUCUUCAUUGACGAAUUAACUGAGAUGAACGAUCUCAUGUUACUGAUCGGUGACUAUCUUUAUCACAUGAAUUUGAGUGGACCUGUAUUAGAAUCAAUUUAUUCUUUCUAUUCUUCAAUAAGAAAAGAAGCCAAAUUGAACUUAGUAGAUGGAGCAGGUAAUGCGCCGCACUAUUCUUUAAGGACACUAUGUAGAGCUCUCACAGCCGCCGCCAAAGCCAAAUGUGGUACGGUCGCUCGGUCACUGUACGAAGCAUUCUGUUUAUCAUUCCUGACCCAGUUGGACAGAUCAUCGCACCCUAAAGUAGAAGCCAUGAUUGCCAAAGCUGUUCUUGGAAAGAAAAAUAUAAAAUCCAUAUUGAAACAAUUGAUCCCUGAACCCCAAAAUCAGGGUCAAAACUACUUGCUAUUCGAAGGCCAUUGGAUACCACAGGGGAAGUUAGAAAUUGACAUUCCAGAUGAUUACAUUUUAACCUCCACCGUUAGGAAAAAUCUUCGCGACAUAGCGCGUAUUAUAUCUCUAGGGCGAUUGCCGGUAUUAUUACAGGGAGACACGUCAGUUGGAAAAACUUCCCUCAUCACAUACAUUGCUAAAGCUUCCGGGAACUACUGUGUGAGAAUCAAUAACCACGAACACACCGACUUACAAGAGUACAUAGGCUCUUACGCAACUGACGCAAACGGCAGCCUCGUCUUCAAAGAAGGUGUCCUCGUCGAGGCUAUGAGGAAGGGCUACUGGAUAAUAUUAGACGAAUUGAACUUAGCACCUAGUGAUGUUUUGGAAGCAUUAAAUCGCGUGCUGGACGACAACCGUGAGCUCUUCAUACCCGAAACCCAAGAAGUAGUAAAAGCCGACCCGAACUUCAUGUUGUUUGCAACGCAGAACCCUCCAGGCUUAUAUGGUGGUAGGAAAAUGCUAUCGCGAGCUUUCAGGAACCGAUUCGUGGAGUUACAUUUCGAUGAAAUACCACGAAGUGAACUAGACACAAUCUUACAUCAAAGGUGCCACGUCCCACCGACUUACAGUAAGAAGAUGAUCGAAGUUAUGGCGGAAUUACAAGUGAGGAGGCGAGGAUCUGCCGCAGUCCAAGGCAAAGAUGGUUUUAUAACAUUAAGAGAUUUGUUCAGAUGGGGUCAGAGGUACAAACAUGCUUCAAACGAAAUUACGAGCACUACUAAAUUCUACGACUGGGAUCAACACAUAGCUGACGAGGGUUACCUUGUUCUAGCCGGAAAGGUACGCCAGACGGAUGAGAGAAAGAUCAUCGAAGAAGUAUUAGAAAAACAUAUAAAAAGAAAAGUCGAGGUCAACAAUUUGUUCAGUUUGCAUCAAAAUACAUCUCCAGUAACCAAGAGUACUUUGGAAAUGCUUUUGAAUAAUCGGUUGCCGGAAUUUUCACAUCUAGUCUGGACUUACAACAUGCGGCGUUUGGCGGUGUUAAUUGACAAGGCUUUUUCAUUUAACGAACCCGUGCUACUGGUUGGAGAAACUGGGUGUGGCAAAACGACUAUAUGCCAAGUGUUAGCGGCUUUAAGUAAACGCCAACUUCUGUCAGUAAACUGCCACAUGCACACUGAAAGUUCAGAUUUCUUAGGUGGCCUCCGACCAGUGAGGCAAUAUAAGAAUGAUGGGAAGCUUUUCGAAUGGGUAGAUGGCCCACUAAUAAAUGCUAUGGAAAAUGGACACCUUUUCCUCGCUGAUGAAAUAUCACUAGCGGAUGACAGUGUUUUAGAAAGAAUGAACUCCCUGCUCGAGCCAGAGCGACAGCUCGUACUCUCUGAACGAGGCACGGACGAUCGUUCAGACAUCGUAGUCAUUACGGCAGUUAAGAACUUCCAUUUCAUUGGUACCAUGAACCCUGGUGGUGAUUUUGGAAAGAAGGAGCUUUCACCAGCUUUAAGAAAUAGAUUUACAGAAAUCUGGUGUGAUCAUGUGAGUUCUAAGGAGGAUUUGAUUGAAGUUUUAGAAAAGAGUGUCGGUCACGGUAUUGCCCUGGCGAACCAAGAGGACGGCAGUUCCGGGAUAGGAAAUUGUAUACUAGAUUUUAGUGACUGGUUGAAGAUAUCGGAGGUGACUAAUAAAUUUCCUUUUAGCAUACGUGAUUUGCUCUCGUGGGUUCAAUUUAUUAACGUGACGGUUGGAAAGAAUUUGCUAGACGCCGCCGAAGCUUACGUCCACGGGGCGUGUAUGACAUUUUUGGACUGUUUUGGAACCGCUCUGACCGGUCAUAUCGAGCCUGAAGCUUUGUGUCUAUUGCGUAAAAACGCCAUAAACUAUCUAUUACAUCAAAUAACUGCCUUAGGCUACGAAAAAGCUGACUUCCUAAGACAAAUGUUGAGUAAUAGGGACGCUGUACUAACUGCUGAAAUCAAACAUGAUAAAUUCGGGAUAAAACCGUUUUACAUUAACAUUGGAUCACACAAGCAUUCGGGUGAUACAGAGCAGUUUACAUUUACAGCGCCUACGACAGGUGCUAACACGUUACGUCUAUUACGAGGUCUUCAGCUGAACAAAGCUGUCCUCCUCGAGGGGAAUCCAGGUGUUGGAAAGACAAGCUUAGUCAAUGCGUUGGCAAAGAGCUCCGGACAUAAAGUUGUUCGUAUCAACUUGAGUGACCAGACGGAUAUAACUGACUUGUUUGGAACUGACCUACCAUCAGAAGACGGUUCGUUCGUAUUCAAAGAAGGUGCAUUCCUCAAUGCGCUGCAAAAUGGCGAUUGGAUUCUUCUGGAUGAGCUUAAUUUAGCGCCACAACCGGUCCUCGAGGGUCUCAAUGCGUGCCUGGACCACAGAGGCGAAGUAUUCAUCCCCGAAUUAGGAAAAACCUUUAAAGUUAAAGAACAAACUAAGUUAUUCGCAUGUCAAAAUCCUCUUAAACAAGGCGGAGCUCGAAGGGGACUGCCCAUAUCAUUCUUAAACAGAUUCACUCAAGUAUAUAUCGAUACACUAACAAGAGAUGAUCUAAUGUACAUUGUACAAGCGCAGUAUCCAGACAUUUCCAUGGAUAUUUUGCAGAGAAUAGUUACAUUCAACUGCAAGGUUUCACACGAAAUAACUGAGUUACAAUCUUGGGGUCACAGAGGAGCACCUUGGGAGAUGAACUUAAGAGACAUACAACGUUGGUGCGAAGCAAUUAUUGAAGACAAAAAUGCGGGUAGAAAUAUAAUACCGGGAAAGUAUGUUGACAUGUUAUACGUCAACAGAAUGAGAACCGAGGCUGAUAAAGAGAAAAUGAUUGAAGCUUAUAAUGAAGUUUUCCUUCCAUACUAUCCGAGAAGUGAUGAGCACCCCAUGUUUACCAUUGACUCAAAAGAUGUCAUCAUCGGUGAUGUUGCGUUGCCAGUCAAUAAGGAGAGGCUCUACAAGAACAGGCGGGCCAAUGACACAAAUCUAUUAGUACUAAGAAGUCAGUUACCGAUUCUAAAAGCGUUGGCGCAAAAUGUUAGAAUGAAUUGGCUGACAAUAUUAGUUGGACCGACGGCAGUUGGUAAAAGCAGUCUCGUCCAAGUUCUAGCAGAUUUAACCCAAAACGAGUUGCAUGUAGUACCUGUUACAUCUGCAAUGGAUGUCUCAGAUCUUUUAGGAGGUUUCGAACAAGUCGACUUCAAUAGGAAUCUAGAAAACCUGUAUGACAAGAUCGAAACCUUGACGAUGCGAAUCGUUAGGAGUCUAUGGAUCCUACAAGAUUUCCGGAUGUGGAAGUCGAAUAAAUUGUUAAGUAACCUAUUCGAAUAUAGGUCUAUAAAAUGCAGCGACGAUGAUACAAACUCUUACAACAUUGAUAUCAAAAAUUUCAAACGAAAAGUGACUUUCCUCUUGGAUCACUGUGACAAAUUAAUCGAAUGUAGUGAGAUUUGUGGUCUUCCAAUAGACAACAUAGAGAGACUACAGAAGAAUUUGUUAAAUUUACAGACUAAGAUAUCGAAACUGACAUCGGUCAACGGUGGGGGGAAGUUCGAAUGGAUAGAUUCGUUACUUGUUAAAACGAUGAUAGAAGGCUCCUGGAUCUUAUUGGACAACGUAAACUUAACGUCAGCGGCAGUACUAGAUAGACUUAAUGGUCUCCUAGAACCAAACGGUUUCCUAAGUAUCCCAGAAAGAGGGGAAACAAGUGAAAUCAGACCCCACGCUAACUUCAGAAUUUUCUUUACCAUGGAUCCAAAAUAUGGAGAAAUAUCUCGUGCGAUGAGAAAUCGAGGAGUUGAGAUUCAUUUACUACGACCUGAUAAUGGUGAACUUGGACUAUCGGAAACUAUUCCUCACAUGGAUUUAGUGGCUUUGCUGUCGUCUUGUGGACUACCUCAGCAAUACCAUGAUAUUUGUAUCCGAUGUCAUGAAAGUAUGACAGAGUUUGUACAAGGUUUAGAUCGUCCCACUGUUUCACAACUUUUACAAGCCGCACAUCUAAUAUGGCAACAGAUUGUUCGAGGCGUUGCCAUUAAGACUGCCAUUGUAAACAGCUUCUCAGACGUUUAUAUAAAACCAAGAAGUGGUAGUGACUUUGCGUCGAAUGUGAACGCGUCUUUAGCUGAAAUGAAAAACGAUAUGCUAUCAGAACUACAAAAAGAAAUAGGAUUUGAAGAAUUUGAGGCACCAAGUACAAACGGUGUGGAUCACACGUUGUCUAUUAAAGGACUAUGUUCCAACUCUGUGUAUGAAUUGGCAAAACAAAUAUCGUUUUUGGCUAUUAGGCAAAUAAACGAACCGGGAGAUAGGCCGACGCAUAUUUUGUAUAGUAUACUAACUGCGUAUCAGAAAUGCUCCGAGAAGCAAUUGCAAGCUGUGUUUUACUGCUUAAAACAUGCUAUACCCCCCUGUUAA